Hyla sarda is the source of this 2974-nucleotide messenger RNA. Its product is annotated as toll-like receptor 1. The transcript is spliced from 2 exons. Gene Ontology annotation, cellular component: membrane. Lineage: Eukaryota; Metazoa; Chordata; Amphibia; Anura; Hylidae. Bases 108 to 2534 code for a protein of 808 amino acids. The record is from RefSeq and is a predicted model, not a curated record. Gene Ontology annotation, molecular function: lipopeptide binding; transmembrane signaling receptor activity; Toll-like receptor 2 binding. Gene Ontology annotation, biological process: inflammatory response; toll-like receptor signaling pathway; immune response.
GCCCUGUACAAGAGGAAAUGUCGAACGAGGUGUCACGGCAGCAGAAGUAACACAAGAGCAGAAACCGAAACUAUGUAUGUGAACAGUCUCCUAACAAAGGACCUGGAAUGCUAAGAAUUAACCGUGUGAGAACCAGAGGACGCUACAGUGCCAAGGUUUUACAUGUGGAGAAAAUGCUAAACACACUUCAUAGAUUCUGGCUGCACGUCCUUCUGCUACAUGCCUUGAUGGCCAAUAUUUCUGGAGAAGACUGCUUUAGCAAUCAAAAGCUGCCAGACAGACUUUCCUUCCUGGGCACAAAGUUAGAUUUAAGCCAUUGUAAUAUAACUAGACUCCAUACAACCACAUUUCAGAAAUAUCUUAACUUACAGGUCUUGGAUCUUUCUUAUAACGCACUUGAAGAAUUAGACUUCUCAGUUUUCCAGUUUCACACUGUUCUACAAAAAUUAGACAUCUCACACAAUAAGCUGCGGACUAUAAAUUGCACAACCCUACAAUAUAUCAGAGGUGUCACUCAUCUAAAUAUGUCCUACAAUCAUUUUGAAACUACGUUCCUAUGUAAAGAAUUUGCUACGUUAAGAAACCUAAAACAUCUUGGAUUAAAUGUCACAAAGAUCGAGCGAUAUGAUUUCAUGAGUAUUGCACAUCAAAAACUGGAAACUGUGUUUUUGGGGCUUGAAUAUCUGCAGCAAUAUGAAUCUGGGAGCCUUCAGUUAUUAAAUUCUAAAAUGCUACAUGUGGUUUUACCUCAGACAUUGACAGACUCAGCUCUUCUAUUAUAUGAUGACUUCAAUAUCACUACAACAUUGGAAAUCUCUAAUAUACAAUGUGAGGAAACAUGUAAUGAUAUGAUUAGACAUAUUAAUAUGGUCAUCCAAAAAUCCAAGGUGUCCAAGCUUAUUCUUAGCAACAUCAAAAUGUCGUGGCCUGAAAUAAGCAAAAUUCUGCAAAUUUCCUGGCGUUCAACAGUUGAACAUCUGUCCAUCUAUAUGUUUAUUCUGGUAAAAGAGUUUGAUUACCUACAUAUUGACUUUUCAGAGGGUUCAUUAAAGUCUUUGACAAUCGAAAAUGUUAUUCCACAAGUCUUCCUCCAUGGCUCCUAUAAACAUCCUUUAAACAUAUUUUCAGAAAUGUUUGUAGAGAACUUGACCAUAUCUAAUGCUGAAAUUACACACUUGCCUUGUCCUCCACGGCCUAAUAUUUUCCGUUCCCUUAUAUUGUCCAAUAACAAAAUUACAGAUGAGAUUUUUGCACAAUGUGUGACUCUCGCUAAUAUUCAGUUUCUUAGCUUUCAAAAUAAUAUAUUAGACAGAUUGUCAUAUGUAACUUCUAUGACGUCCACGAUGAAAUCUCUAAAGCAUUUAGAUGUCAGCGGUAAUAGACUUUACUGUGAUUUCAGCACCAGGUGUGAAUGGUCCCAAAGUCUUCUCGUUCUAAAUAUCUCUAGAAACAAGAUCACAGACUCCAUCUUCAAUUGUCUACCCCCCAAUCUCGAGGUUCUUGAUCUCUCCAACAACCAACUAUCAAGCGUCAACAAAGAAAUUGGCAACUUAAAAGCUUUAAAAGAACUGUACUUGUCAUUAAACCAACUAAGUCAUAUACCAGACUGCAGUCACUUAAGUAAGAACUUGAUGUAUUUGAACAUUGAUGAAAAUUUAAUACAUUCCCCAUCCAAGGAACAACUUACAAAUUGUCAAAAUGUGGAGAAGAUACUCGCUGGAAAAAAUAAAUAUCAAUGUAAUUGUGAGCUAAAACCAUUCAUCGGCACUGCAGAAAUCUUACAUGAAAACCUCAUAGGAUGGCCUCAAUCCUUCAUGUGUGAGUAUCCAGAAGAACUCAAAGGCGUUAUCCUUAGGGAUUUUUAUCCUUCUGAAAUAUCUUGCAAUGUAUUCAUUUUAAUAGGCAUCAUUGUUGGCACCUUGGUGGUCCUACUGAUCAUCAUGUUUUUCCUCUGCAAACAUUUUGACUUGCCAUGGUAUAUUCGAAUGAUUUUUCAAUGGCUUCGAAGGAAGUACAAAGUGAGAAAUAGCUAUCAUGAUGAAAUUAUGACUGGUAAACGUUUUCAUGCAUUCAUCUCAUACAGUCAAGAAGACAGUGAAUGGGUGAAAAACUCACUUAUUCCAAACCUUGAAAAAGGAGAUAAUUCCAUAAAAAUCUGCCAUCAUGAAAGGGAUUUUAUUCCAGGUAAAACAAUAGUUGAAAAUAUCAUCAACUGCAUCGAAAAAAGUUUUAAGUCUAUUUUUGUACUCUCUCCAAAUUUCAUCCAAAGUGAAUGGUGCCAUUAUGAGCUGUAUUUUGCACAGCACUCACUAUUUGGUAAGAAUUCUGAUAAUUUAAUUCUCAUUUUAUUAGAUUCAAUACCCCAGUAUCUUAUUCCCAACAAAUACAGUAAAUUAAAGGCUAUCAUGAAACACAGGACUUACAUGGAGUGGCCAAAGGAGAAAGGCAAACACGGCCUAUUUUGGGCCAAUCUCAGAGAAGCUAUCCAAACAAAUAAUCCUUUGGAGGGUGAAGAAGUAUCUUUAUUUAAUUGAUAAUAUUAUGGGAUACCUAUAAUAUUUCUAGACAGUAUUAUGCAAGAUUAGGGAUACCUACAAUAUUACUACACACAGAAUUAUGCAAGAUUAGGGCAAUAACACGUAUGAGCAACUGUUUGCAUAAAGCUCCAAAGAGGUGAUAUGAGGUUUUACAUUACUGCCAUCCUCACAUUGUUAACAGACAAGGAAAUGUAAGUCAGGAGCACUCUGCCAGCCUUCCAAGGGCAGAGCUCAUGAGUCUGCACAGACUUUCCCUAAACGUGGAAAGGAGAACACUUUAUGCUGUGUAGGUCCAAUGGGGUCAGUCAGUAGAAAAUUAAAUGAAGGUCACUCUGGGUGGGUAUGGGCUUCCCAAACUUGGCCUUUUGUAUUGGAAAAUAACACAACGGUCAUGUGUACACAGAAAAAGAGAAAAACUAUACUACCUCUAAUUCUUG